Messenger RNA from Brassica napus (rape), 948 nucleotides. RefSeq lists its product as uncharacterized. The transcript is spliced from 2 exons. The record is from RefSeq and is a predicted model, not a curated record. NCBI's taxonomy places the organism in Eukaryota, Viridiplantae, Streptophyta, Magnoliopsida, Brassicales, Brassicaceae. The coding region runs from base 1 to 948 and encodes 315 amino acids.
AUGGGUUCGCUCUGUUGUGUGGCUGCGAAGUCAGACAGAUCAAACUCUCCAAGUCAUGACUUUUCCUUUGGCCCUCAUGAGCCUUACUGGAGGACUAACUCAAGUUUCUCUCCACCUUCAUCGAGAUGGGAUCUCCAUGGUUUAACCGAUGGUGUUAGCUUCUAUGGAUCUUCCACAUCAUCAAACGCUAACGUUCUUCGUAGUCCCGACCUUGCACAGACUCUUCAUUGGACACCCAGUGACUUUGAAUCUGCAACAAGAAGAGAUCAAACUCCUAAGCGAUUUUUCCUGUCUAAGCCGGUUCAUCCUAUACUUCACCCUUCUGAUAACGCUAGAGAAAUAACGUCUGACUCUGCGGAUGCCUGCAGCUGGAGCAGCGAGACACCAAGCAGCAUCGAUUCCACGGAUGUUCCCGAGCCACUUCUUGAUGCACAACGAGUGGUGGCCUCAAGUACAUUUAAAUGCGGAUUGUGUAACAGAUACAUCUCGCAGAAGUCUCCUUGGGGAUCACGGUCCAUCAUGAGGAACAGAGACAUGCCUGUCACAGGAGUGCUUCCAUGUCAACACGUCUUUCACGCUGAAUGUCUUGACCAAUCUACUCCAAAGACUCACGGUAAUGACCCGCCUUGUCCGAUAUGCACCAAGCAGGAAGGAGAACACUCCAACAAAUCACACAAUAUUGGCCUGAGGCUUAAACCGCUUUGUGAAGAUGGGACGUCUACAAGACAAUGGGGAUGUGCUCAGGUUGGUGACUGUGUUGAGAGUGCUGUUAACGUGCCGCCGAGAAACACCAUGCUGAUGAUAAACAAGAACAGGAUAAGGAAGAAUCUCUCGUUGAGAGGAAACUCAAGCAAAGAUUCUCCAAGAAAAAUCAAGAAAAGUAACUCGUUUGCCUUGGAAAAUCAAGUGUCGCUUGUGCAUUCGAGAGGGAAACAGAAAGCAGCUUAA